Molecule: messenger RNA, 4222 nt
Organism: Gorilla gorilla gorilla (western lowland gorilla)
Lineage: Eukaryota; Metazoa; Chordata; Mammalia; Primates; Hominidae
Gene: IGHMBP2
Product: immunoglobulin mu DNA binding protein 2
Exons: 15
Coding region: 138-3350 (1070 amino acids)
Cellular component (GO): cytoplasm; nucleus
Molecular function (GO): zinc ion binding; RNA binding; ATP binding
Source: RefSeq, a predicted model, not a curated record
AAUGCGAUCAACACACAAGGCACCAGGUCGGACCCAGGCACAUACGUGGCGAGACCGCAGGGAGCAGCGCUCGCUCUGCGUCCUCCCUUCCUCCCAUAUCCCAGGUCUCACCUGCUCCGGGCCCCAAAGGUCUCAGGAUGCUGUGGCUGCACGCAGCCGCCAGCCGCCCUAAGGUGACCGUCAGGGACGAUGCUGCCAUGGCCGCCGCCAUCUUCCCGCAGCCUCGGCCGGAAACGGAAACGACGCGAACCGCGUGCGUAACGCACGGGCCCGGCGGGGAACACCGGUCCCGCUGUAACACCGGCCCGGCGCAGAAGCGGGACGUCGGCUGCUCGGGGCCCAGGCCGGCGGCGGCGAUGGCCUCGGCAGCUGUGGAGAGCUUCGUGACCAAGCAACUGGACCUGCUGGAGCUCGAGAGAGACGCGGAGGUGGAGGAGCGCAGGUCCUGGCAGGAGAACGUCUCUCUGAAAGAGCUCCAGAGCCGAGGCGUGUGUUUGCUGAAGCUGCAGGUAUCCAGCCAGCGCACUGGGCUGUACGGACGGCUGCUGGUCACCUUUGAGCCCAGGCGAUGCGGGUCCGCGGCAGCUCUUCCCAGUAACAGCUUUACUUCUGGUGAUAUCGUGGGCCUGUACGAUGCUGCUAAUGAGGGCAGUCAGCUGGCCACCGGGAUCCUGACCCGGGUCACCCAGAAGUCGGUCAUGGUGGCCUUUGAUGAGUCCCACGAUUUCCAGUUGAGCUUGGACCGAGAGAAUUCCUACAGACUGUUAAAACUUGCCAAUGAUGUCACUUACAGGCGACUGAAAAAAGCCCUGAUUGCUCUAAAGAAGUAUCAUUCUGGCCCAGCCUCCUCACUCAUAGAAGUGCUCUUUGGCAGAUCUGCUCCCAGUCCUGCCAGUGAAAUACACCCGCUGACAUUCUUCAACACCUGCCUGGACACCUCCCAGAAAGAAGCGGUUUCAUUUGCGCUGUCUCAGAAAGAACUUGCCAUCAUCCAUGGACCUCCUGGCACUGGGAAAACCACGACUGUGGUUGAGAUAAUUCUUCAAGCUGUGAAACAAGGCUUAAAGGUUCUGUGCUGCGCCCCCUCCAACAUCGCCGUGGACAAUCUGGUGGAGCGCCUGGCUCUGUGUAAGCAGCGGAUUCUGCGCCUGGGGCACCCCGCCCGCCUCCUGGAGUCCAUUCAGCAGCACUCCCUGGAUGCGGUUUUAGCGCGGAGUGACAGUGCCCAGAUUGUUGCAGAUAUCAGGAAGGACAUCGAUCAGGUCUUUGUGAAAAACAAAAAGACCCAGGAUAAGAGAGAGAAAAGUAAUUUUCGAAAUGAAAUUAAGCUGUUAAGAAAAGAACUGAAGGAGAGGGAAGAAGCAGCUAUGCUCGAGAGCCUCACUUCGGCAAACGUGGUCCUUGCAACAAACACAGGUGCGUCUGCCGAUGGCCCCCUGAAGUUGCUGCCCGAGAGCCACUUCGACAUGGUGGUCAUUGACGAGUGUGCCCAGGCCCUCGAGGCGAGCUGCUGGAUCCCCCUGCUGAAGGCCAGAAAGUGCAUCCUGGCGGGCGAUCACAAGCAGCUGCCCCCCACCACAGUCUCUCACAAGGCUGCGCUGGCAGGGCUGUCGCUCAGCCUGAUGGAACGCCUGGCUGAGGAGUAUGGCGCAAGGGUGGUGCGGACACUGACGGUGCAGUACCGCAUGCACCAGGCUAUCAUGCGCUGGGCCUCGGACACCAUGUACCUUGGGCAGCUCACAGCCCACUCUUCCGUGGCAGGGCACCUCCUGAGGGACCUCCCAGGUGUGGCUGCCACAGAAGAGACGGGUGUGCCCCUGCUCUUGGUGGACACCGCCGGCUGCGGGCUGUUUGAGCUGGAGGAGGAGGACGAACAGUCGAAAGGGAACCCUGGCGAAGUCCGCCUCGUCAGUUUGCACAUCCAGGCUCUGGUGGAUGCUGGUGUUCCAGCCCGUGACAUUGCCGUGGUCUCGCCAUACAACCUCCAGGUGGACCUGCUCAGACAGAGCCUUGUGCACAGGCACCCCGAGCUUGAAAUCAAGUCUGUCGAUGGCUUCCAAGGCCGAGAGAAGGAGGCCGUGAUACUGUCCUUCGUCAGAUCCAACAGGAAAGGUGAAGUUGGUUUUCUUGCUGAGGACCGGAGGAUCAACGUGGCUGUCACCCGUGCCCGACGCCACGUGGCGAUCAUCUGUGACUCCCGUACUGUCAACAACCAUGCAUUUUUGAAGACCCUGGUGGAGUAUUUCACACAGCAUGGGGAAGUACGCACGGCCUUUGAGUAUCUUGACGAUAUUGUCCCAGAAAACUAUUCCCAUGAGAGCUCCCAGGGUUCCAGCCAUGCUGCCACCAAGCCCCAGGGACCUGCUACGUCCACCAGGACCGGAAGCCAGCGGCAGGAGGGAGGCCAGGAGGCCGCAGCACCUGCCAGACAGGGCCAGAAGAAGCCAGCUGGGAAGUCUCUGGCCUCUGAAGCCCCAUCUCAGCCCAGCCUCAACGGAGGCAGCCCAGAGGGAGUGGAGAGCCAAGACGGCAUGGACCACUUCCGGGCCAUGAUAGUGGAGUUCAUGGCCAGCAAGAAGAUGCAGUUGGAGUUUCCUCCUUCCCUCAAUUCCCACGACAGGCUGCGGGUCCACCAAAUAGCCGAGGAGCACGGGCUGAGGCACGACAGUUCCGGGGAAGGGAAGAGGAGGUUCAUCACUGUUAGCAAGAGGGCCCCGCCGGCCCCGCGACCCCGAGCAGCCCUGGGACCCCCAGCAGGGACCGGUGGCCCAGCCCCUCUCCAGCCAGUGCCCCCUAGCCCUGCACAGACUGAGCAGCCUCCCAGGGAGCAGCGUGGCCCAGACCAGCCUGAUCUGAGGACGCUGCACCUGGAGAGACUGCAGAGGGUCAGGAGCGUGCAGGGGCAGCCCGCCAGCAAGGAGCAGCAGGCCUCAGGGCAGCAGAAACUUCCAGAAAAGAAAAAGAAAAAAGAAGCCAAAGGACAUCCGGCCACAGAUCUGCCCACGAAGGAGGACUUUGAGGCCCUGGUUUCUGCCGCCAUUAAGGCUGAUAACACCUGCGGCUUUGCCAAGUGCACAGCCGGCGUCACAACCCUGGGCCAGUUCUGCCAGCUCUGCAGCCACCGCUACUGCCUCAGCCACCACCUGCCCGAGAUCCAUGGCUGUGGUGAGAGGGCUCGCGCCCAUGCCCGGCAGAGAAUCAGCCGGGAAGGGGUCCUCUAUGCCGGCAGCGGGACCAAGGACAGAUCCCUGGACCCAGCCAAGAGGGCCCAGCUGCAGAGGAAGCUGGAUAAGAAGCUGAGCGAGCUCAGCAACCAGAGGACCAGCCGGAGGAAGGAGAGGGGGACGUGACCAGCCGCAUCCUCGCACACCCCGCGGAGCUCUCUCCAUGGUAGCCCAGGGCGCCGCCAGACCAUGCUCCGCCUCCACCAGGGCCACAGAGGAGCGGAGGGGCCUAUUGGGGAGGAGCGGAGGGCCCUGUGGGGGAAGGUUGGGUUUUUGGAUCCCAGGGAUGAGCUUUUCCGAUGUCACAAUGUGGAGAAAAGCACCUGGGGGACAACAGUGCUCGUGCAGGUGGGGCUUGGGAAAUGCACGUCCCUUCUCCUCACUCCCCGCCAAAACCCACAUCCCAGCCUCUGGAUCCUGGGGAAGGUUCCAGUCCCUGGAGAAUACCCAGGGCCUCAAACUUGAAGUCACUCCUCCAAUGUCUGGGACUUGCCAGCUCAACCCAUUAGGAUGAGGGUGCUGAGAGGAAACAGGAAACAAGACUCUGCGAAUGGCGCUCAGGCAGGGAGUGGCGUUUGGCUUGCACGUUCCCAUGCGGCCAGAUGCUGGGGCCACUUUCCUUCUGUCUGCUGUUUGCUGGUGACUGCAGUGUUCCCCCUCCUCCUCACCACGGGGCUCCUGUGAGUCUGGGGGGCACCUCUUUCUGGCCUGUGCACCUCUCUCUGGCUUAUAAAGGCGCCUGGCCUGUGCCAGCCCCUCCUUGUUGCGCCUCACUGUGGGGACCAGGUGAGCCGGCUCUCCCACGUGGCUGUCCCGGGAAAGCUGCCCCACAGCCUCAGCAUCUUCAGCACUUACCGAUCCAGAGCCUCCCGGCCUUCUGUGGUGCCCUGUACCAACUCUUCUGUUUAAGAGAACCUCAGAUGAUGUACCUGAGCCUCAGGGUUUUGUUUCAGAGGGAUAUAAAUUAUUUAAAAAUUAAAUGAAAACGUUGCACACUG